This is a messenger RNA of Synchiropus splendidus (mandarinfish), 1926 nucleotides long. RefSeq names its product mucolipin-3-like. The record is from RefSeq and is a predicted model, not a curated record. Gene Ontology annotation, molecular function: NAADP-sensitive calcium-release channel activity. The transcript has 14 exons. Gene Ontology annotation, cellular component: lysosomal membrane; plasma membrane. NCBI's taxonomy places the organism in Eukaryota, Metazoa, Chordata, Actinopteri, Syngnathiformes, Callionymidae. The coding region runs from base 144 to 1805 and encodes 553 amino acids.
GGAAGGUCACGUCACUUCAGUGGCGGCGCACCUGUCAGACAGUCCAACUCGUUCCUUUAAAUCAAAGCCAGGGAAAAUAGCGACGCGGCGGCGACAGGUGGGAGUCAUUACACGUCGAUUCACUGCAGCCGUGCGAUUUUGAUAUGGAGGAGGAGUCUGACUUUCACGAAGUGUACGACCAGGAUACCGGCUGGUCAGACCACCAGCAGGACCACGAAGACCCCAAUGUGGAGUGUCUGAGGAGGAAAAUCAAGUACUACUUCAUGAACCCCUGUGAGAAGUACCACGCGCGGGGACGGAAGCCCUGGAAACUCAUGCUUCAGCUGGUGAAGAUCGCCAUCAUCACCAUCCAGCUGGUGUCGUUCGGACUCAGCAACCAAAUGGUGGUGACGUUCAAGGAGGAGAACCUCAUGACCUUCAAACACCUGUUCCUGAAGGACUACACUGAUGGAAGCAUGGACACGUAUGCUGUUUACAGACAAGCCGAUGUUUACGACCACAUCGACUACAUCAUUGAGCAGUUUGGUCUCCUGCACAACACCACCGUGGGGAACCACGAGUACGAGAAGAGGGGCUCCGUCUACACGCCGCUGUCGCUGUGCCAGGACUUCUACAGGAACGGCUCCAUCUUCCCUGGAAAUGAAACGUUUGAGAUCGAUGCUCAGGUGGAAACUGACUGCAUUAAAGUGUAUCCCCACCAGUCAGCGCGGGAGGUGCUUCCCUAUUUUGAACUUCACUUCAAACGGAUGCUCUCGGUCCAGAUCACGUUUGUCCUCAAAGCCAUCAACCUGCAGACGGUCCGACACCGGGAACUGCCCGACUGCUAUGACUUCACCGUUGCCAUCACUUUCAACAACAAGGUUCACAGCGGGCGGAUGAAGAUCGACCUGGAGAGCGACGUGGAGAUCAACGAGUGCAGAGACUGGAAAGUCACCGGGGCGUCCGCCAAGAGCAUCUACGUGACCGUGCUGUUCGACUGCGUCAUCAUCGCCACCUGCGUCGUCUCCUUCACUCUCUGCACGCGCUCAGUCCUCACCGGGAUUCAGCUGCAGUCUGAAUACACUCUCCACUGCAGGAAACACAGCAAUAAGCAAGUGCCGUGGUCGGACAGGAGGGAGUUCAUCAACGGCUGGUACAUCCUCAUCAUUGUCAGUGACACCAUGACCAUCAUUGGCUCCAUCCUCAAAAUCGAGAUCCAGACGAAGUUGCUCACCAGCUACGACGUGUGCAGCAUCUUCCUCGGUAUCGGAACCAUGUUUGUCUGGAUCGGGGUCAUCCGUUACAUGGGCUACUUCAGACAGUACAAUAUCCUGAUUCUGACGCUCCGGGCUGCGUUCCCAAACGUCAUCCGCUUCAUCGGCUGUGCUGGGAUCAUCUACCUCAGCUACUGCUUCUGUGGCUGGAUUGUUCUCGGGCCCUAUCACGAGAAGUUCCGGACCCUGAACACCGUGUCCGAGUGUCUCUUCUCCCUCAUCAACGGCGACGACAUGUUUCCCACCUUCAAGAACAUGAAGCAGAAGAGCAGUCUGGUCUGGUUCUUCAGCAGAGUUUACCUCUACACCUUUGUCUCGCUCUUCAUCUACAUGAUCCUCAGCCUCUUCAUCACCAUCAUCACCGACACCUACGACACCAUCAAGCAGAUGCAGCAGAGUGGGACGCCCACAUCGGACCUGCAGCACUUCCUGUCCGAGUGUCAGGACCUGCCCAACUCUGGAGUUUACAGGCUGGACGAGAAGAAGAACCUCUGCUUCUUGAGCUGCUGCGGAAAACGGAACAAUCCAGAACCGUUGACUUCAGAAGCCUGACCCAGCCAGGAGGUGCCAGGGAGCCAAAUGGGGGCUGGGAAACGAAGCUAAGCUUGAUGCAGGGCAAAGCACGGAACACUUUGUAAAUAUAUUUUUAUAUAAUAAGCACAGUGGCACUUGA